Messenger RNA from Aspergillus nomiae NRRL 13137, 4698 nucleotides. RefSeq names its product putative telomere length regulator protein (Rif1). Gene Ontology annotation, cellular component: nucleus. The transcript is spliced from 3 exons. The record is from RefSeq and is a predicted model, not a curated record. Gene Ontology annotation, biological process: telomere maintenance. Bases 1 to 4698 code for a protein of 1565 amino acids. Lineage: Eukaryota; Fungi; Ascomycota; Eurotiomycetes; Eurotiales; Aspergillaceae.
AUGGUGCAGGUUCUUGGUCCAUUGUCUGCUCGUCCGCCUACUCCACCCAGGACAUCAUCUCGUGUGCUACCUGAAAAGGAGCACACGCAAGAUACCCCGGUUACCGUGAAGACGACGAACGAUUCCCCAUUACCGGCGUCUGCAUCCAAUGGCGGUCUCUCCAGUCGCAAAUUCAAGCGGGUGAACUUCUCGCCAUGGCCAAAAUCCCAUCCGAACAAGCCAGAUCUGAAGACUCUACCUCCUUCGAAUGAGUGUAAACCUUCGAAAUCAAUUCUCAAAACGACCAGCUCGCCCGCACCUGUCAACUCGCCUAAUGUGGCCUCUUACACGCCGGAGUCUUUCGCCAUGCUGCUAGAGUCGAUCACGCAGCAAUUGGCCGGCGAAUCGGUCAGUUCAAGACUCGACGCCUACAUGCAAUUUUUCGGGGCCUUGAGAGCAUACGAUGGGCUUCCUGGAGGGCAGGAAAUUGCAGAUAAGCUUGGUCUCAUCACACAGUUCAUCCAACGGGAUGUGACUCGGGACCUCGGGAGUGGUGGACCCUCAGAUACCAAUCUCGUUACUCAGGCUCUGAAGCUGGCCACCGCUCUAGUAUGGCACACUGAGAUAUGUGCCCAGCUACCGGAUGACUUCAAAAUCUUUCUUGUCGAUCAUUCCAUCAAUGGCUUACAGGACGCCAAACUGCCCAAAUCUGUGGCCACCCAUUAUAUGUCGAUUUUGUCAACACAGACUUUCCAUGCGAAGAUCAUGAACAACUCCAGACUAAACCGUUUGAUGAGCGUAUUGCACGAAAUCACCAACCGGCCUAACCAAAUGGUGCUGUGCAGCUAUUACAAUCUCCUGUAUUAUGCCUUCCGCCCGUCCGCGUCUUUCCAACAUCUGGACGUCGUGUGGGAGGAAUACCUUGCCAUACCCUCCUCGACCACGUUUAGUAUGGUUCCUGGCUUAAGCGACAAACUAGCCCAGGUCUUAUCCAAUAUGCUGUGGAGCUCCCAGGCGAAGGUCUGGUUGGAGAACAAAGCCAAUGAAAGUAAUCGCCUUGUCCCGGAGGAGCUGCCUUCACUUGAUUGCAGAUGGGUACGGUCCAGAAUCACCGCUGUUUUGAAGGUGUUCGAAAACAUUUUCAGAUCUUCUACCUGGUCCGAUGACAUUGAGCAAUCAAGCAUUGCCGCUGCCUGGGUCAGUCUUUCUCGAGCCCUGUCGUAUGCCUCCAGCAAAGAGAUUACCCCAUCUCCAGAAUCAAUGCAAGCAGUCGCCCACAUGCUCGGUCUUCUCCAGCGCCUUUGGAAAGCUGGCCCUGCUUCACUCAACGCCAUCGAAGAUAAUUCCUUGGAUAAGUUUUUCGACCGAUUCAGGUUCCUGUCGACAACCAUGAUUGUCUCACUCGGAAGCAUUCCAUUCACUGAGAAACUCCUACUGAAGACAGCCGAUGAGAAGUUCCAAGCUGCCAAUACGCCGACACAUCGGUCUUUGAGGGUCAACGUGAGUCUCGACAGCCCUAUUCUACAUUUGCUUCGACUAGUCAGCGAUGUGUCCGGCGUCCCAGAGCCAACUGCUUCGUAUCUGCGUCUCAUAAACGAUACCCUUGGCGCCGCAUGCAAGGGCAGAACGGCCAGAAGCUCACGCUUAGAGCUUCUCAGGCAGUGCGCAGAUUUGUUUCCUAGUGAAACAGAAUUCUCUUAUAGAACUCAUACCUUCGCUCAGGUAGGUUGGAAGUCAACAGCACGACUAGCAGCGGAUUCUCUAUGUUCUUAUCCUAUCGAGUCCGCCCGUGAGCGUGACGGGUCUGUUUUGCGCGAUUACGAUAAUGCUAUCAAGAUCCUCUCUACGGGGUUGAAGUUUUCCGACACCAUUCAGGAGUGGGAUCAGCUUGUGGACUCGCUUAUUCGCGUCGUGCGAACUGAGAAGGGUGACGAUGCCAUUGCAACAAUGGUUGUAGAACCAAUCUCUGAGUGUAUGAUGACGCUUAGAGUCCAAGAUACCUACUUGCCAGCAGCCUCCCUAUUCGGCUAUUCUCUUUCCAUCACAUACUGUCAUUACAACAUUCGGAACACGGGGGUCUCAGUAAGUGGACAAGAUGGGCAGGCCAGCGGCAAUUCGAUAUUUCCAGCCAAACUAGUUGAACUAGUGAAUCGGAUCCUUCGAGAGUCUUACGGGGGCUUCGACCCUACAGGAACCAAUGGCAUCGCGGACUUUUUAGAAUCGUUCACGUCCCUUUUAAGCUCUGGUGUCCCAGCAUUUCGCUCUGCGAUCCUUGAAAAUACUCAACAGCCCCUUGCUCUCUGGUUAAAGGAUGACGUGCGCAAGAUUAAUGUUGAAAGUGGCGUGGAAAGCAGGAUUAUCACAGCGGGCCGCGCUCUCUCGUCCGCAGUGAUCAGUAUCUUGCAAGCUUGUUCACCCCACAAUGCCUCCUCCCUACAGAGGUUUGAGCCUAUUAUAUGUGCAGGUCUCGAGUCCUCCCAUAUGUCUAUAGCCAAAAGAUUUCUCGAUUUCUGGAAUUCUUCAUUUGGACAACAAAAGUCACUCCCAUACCCCGAAUCUAUAUCUCGUGCACUACAACAGCUUGAAUCGCAGAUCAAGCUUCAGAACUCGGGACAGGGACAGGUACGUGAAUUGAUACCCGCUUUGGAUUCAGAAACUAAAUGGUCCCAGGUUGGACGUCCGGCAACAUCCCUUGAAUCACAAACAUUGAAUAGUGACCGGGCAGACAUGUCUGAAAAAUCCCGCAUAGCGUUUAUUCUAGACCAUCCUGUGGAGCCAUCCUACCCUGUGGGCUUCAACUCAUCUCCUGUCACUAGAGUCAUUGAGCCUAGAGUUGCGGAAGAGCCAAGUGAAGCACGACCUCACCGUUCAGCCGAACCCAACGAAACUGAUCAAAUUGCCGUUGAGGAUGCUUCGGUCUCAUUUCUUCCACCCAGCGAAGAACCCAAGAAGCGUACCGACGUAUUUUCGAUGAUCGAGAACCUCCGCUCUUCCUCGCCUCCCAUAAACACACCGCGAGAAUAUGGGUUCAUGACGCCUCCGCAGUUACGUGGUCUGCGUGGUCCCGAUCGUGAGUCGGGAACACCCCAAACGCCCACUUUGCCAGCUGUCGUAGCUGACAACGAAGACGGUUUUCUGGGCUCUUCUCCUACUCCCGGUAUUAGAGGUCGGACACAGUCUGUUGGAUCGCAGAUCCCAUCGUCGCUAUCAACACCAGCAAUGGAAUCUCGUUUUGACAGUGACGUUCCAUCCUCCCCUCCAGAGCUCAAGGCACAGGGUGCAAAUGCCCGCAACCAACAGAUGUCUCUAACAGCCGCGGCUGUCGAGAACAGAGUGAGCAAGAAAAAGAAAUCUAAGAAAUCUAAACGUUCGGUAUUGAAGGAUAAGAAACGACCUGACAGCCAACAUACGCAAUCCGAAGAGGCACGCGAAGAUCCCAGUCGAGCAGGAACACCGCUGAGCAGUCGUCUCCGUUCAUCUACCGGCAAGACACCCCAGGCAGACGCACAAAGUACGAUUGAACCGCAGCCUAACAUUCCCCCAGUUAGUGAACCAAUUCUUGCUUCGAACGCUUCAAAAUCCCAUCACGGCUCUCCUGACAAGCCUAUGUCUCUCAAAUCUACUCCCAAGGAUGUCGCCGUAUCUAGUGAAAUCGCGGACGGCUUAGACCCUGCAUGUGACUGGAUUGCGGAUUCUUUCAGUGAUGACAUGGAGACGCAGAUUGCGUCUCAACUAGAGCAAGACCUAGAAUUCGCUGUCGAUUCGGAUAAACCUGAUCAAGAACAAGAGACGGAGCUUCUGUCUGAACCUCCGUCUGGACCUCCGAUGACAAGGAAGAGGAAAAGAGAUGAAAACGCAUCGACACCUUCUAGAGCAGAGCGACGUCGAUCGACGAGAAGUUCUGCGAAGGAAUUCGAUGCUGAUCUCAAGGAACCUCGGAGCACUCGCUCAAAGAAAUCGAUGUUGUCGGGCAACGCCCAACAGGUUGCAUCUUCACCGGCUGAGUCAGCGCCGAAGAAGCAAAAGCUCCAUGCUAAAGGCGAUGCAGAUGAUGUACCUGCCCGGCUGCCCGAUUUACAGCCGGACAGUAUCGGCUCUGCUAAAGGCAGUGAGGCCUCUGCCUCUCAGAAACGCAGGUCUUCCCGCCUGAGUGGUAACUCCCCGCUGGCCGUACCAGAGGAAGGCACAGCUCCCAGAAAAUCACCUCGGAACGGUAGUUCGCGCAAGCGAAACGCCAAGCGUAAGGGCAACGCAUCAAGGGAACCAUCUCCGAGGUCAGAGGCUCAGGCCGAAGAGACUGCCACGGCAGCUUCCCAUGAUGACCACCAGAAAGAAACACAGGGUUUUUUCGAACAGAAUGAUAUUCAACAACCCGAAGAGCCUACAACUCAUACCCCGGCCGCCGAGCAUACGGCCACGGCUCCUACAAGCGAGAAGGAACCACCUACCGACCAAGAACCUGAAAGCGAUACCAAUAUGAGAAAUGCGGACGGCGAUUCCAUUCCCCAAACAAGAAAACGAACCCUCUCUCGAACAACCCAGAUGGAUGCCCAUCAAGAGAAUGUCAGCGGCGCAACAGGGAUUAUCACCUCAUUCAGAAACCUGCUGGACGAUAUUAAAUCAGCCACCUUGGACCGAGAUGCUAUUCGGCAAAUUGAUGACUUGAUGUUCGAGAUCAGGGUUGAAACGGGCGAGGCCCUAAGAAGACAUACUGGUUAA